Messenger RNA from Puccinia triticina, 180 nucleotides. RefSeq lists its product as uncharacterized. NCBI's taxonomy places the organism in Eukaryota, Fungi, Basidiomycota, Pucciniomycetes, Pucciniales, Pucciniaceae. The record is from RefSeq and is a predicted model, not a curated record. The coding region runs from base 1 to 180 and encodes 59 amino acids. The transcript has 2 exons.
AUGCCGCAGGGACACGACACCUCUGUACAACUGUGCCGCAUCAAACUAGAUAGAGCUCCACCAACCCCCAUCAGCCAUGAAUCAAACACCUCAAAAUCCAAAGCGAACUUGACAAAAGUCUCCGUCACGUUCAAUUGCGGUCAACCGCCGAAGCAACAACGGACCACCACCUUUGGAUGA